Fusarium proliferatum ET1 is the source of this 1899-nucleotide messenger RNA. RefSeq lists its product as uncharacterized. Gene Ontology annotation, biological process: mitochondrial lysyl-tRNA aminoacylation. Gene Ontology annotation, molecular function: tRNA binding; lysine-tRNA ligase activity; ATP binding. The transcript has 2 exons. The record is from RefSeq and is a predicted model, not a curated record. Bases 1 to 1899 code for a protein of 632 amino acids. Gene Ontology annotation, cellular component: cytoplasm; mitochondrion. Lineage: Eukaryota; Fungi; Ascomycota; Sordariomycetes; Hypocreales; Nectriaceae.
AUGUCUGUACGAUACUUGCGACAGGCCAGUCGGCCUUUGAUACAUUCGAUCUCCCAGACCACAAGUGCUCGUUGCUCACAUGUGCUCAGCUGUGGCAAUUCCUCAAGGACAUUAUGGGGUUCACAAAGCGUGAUACAUGGGAGGUCCCUAGCUACUUCGGCCGCUAGGAGCCAAGAUGGCCUGGAAGGAUAUUCGUCUUUCAAGCAACAGCGUCGCACUGAGCUCUGGGCUGAGAAAGAGAGCGAGGAUCCUCUAUUCGAAGAGACACACCCUCGCCUCGUCCAUCAUGCAGAGCGCAAGACGGUGCCUGAAUUUCAUAAAGCUUUUCGAGAUGUUCUUGAUGAUUCCAAGCACGUCAGCGUUUGUGGCCGAGUUCGAUCCAAGCGCGUCGUCGGAAAGAAUCUUAUCUUUCUCGACAUCGUGAAUGAAUUUGAGCGUCUACAGGUCAUGCUCAACCGGUCAAAGUGCAUGGUAGAAGAGGAGGCAAGGAGUUUGAAGUUCGCAAUGUUCAGAAAUUUAAUAGAAGUGGGCGACCACAUAUCUGUCGUUGGUGUACCGGUUCUUACUAAAGCCGGUGAACUCACCUUGGAGGCCAAGACUUUGCCUGAACUUUUGUCUCCUACCAUGGAGCAGAUCCCAGAGAAACUCACGGAUCCCAAGACCAGAAUGCAAGAACGUCAUGUUGAUAUGUUGGUGAACCGACAAGCAAUUGAUGUCCUCCGGCUGCGCGCCGAGAUCACUAAGCACAUGCGUGAUUAUUUUCACUCAAGAAAAUUCCUCGAGUUCCAGACACCGAUUCUCGCUGAAAACGCUGGCGGUGCGGUGGCCCGCCCUUUUGUUACGAGAGCCACUGAGUUCAAGGAUAAAGAUCUCGCCUUACGCAUUGCCCCAGAGUUAUGGCUCAAGCGUCUCGUUAUUGGAGGCGUCGACAAAGUCUUUGAGAUUGGACCCUCGUUCCGUAACGAGGGUGUUGACGCGACACACAACCCCGAGUUUACUAUGUGUGAGUUCUACAGCGCCUACAGUAAUCUGGAGGACUUGAUCAACCAGACCGAAGAGAUUCUCUGCAGUCUAGCCCAACACUCCCAAGAUCUCAUCUCUACCCAACUCACAUCUUUGCCUUCCAUCGACAUGAAACAGUUUGUGCGACCUUUCAAACGGGUCGAGUUCGUUCCCGCACUUCAAGAAGCCCUUGGGCUUCGUCUGCCCAAGCUCUCAUCUCCAGAUGCUUUACCAGAACUCCUGGCUAUCCUAAAGCUUGCUGGCAUCAAGGUGCCAGGUGAUGUGCCUGCCUCGUUGGCCAAGCUGCUAGAUCGUCUGGCUGCCGUUUACCUGGAACCCAUGUCAUUCACGGAGCCUAUCCUUAUCAUGAACCAUCCAGCCUGCAUGUCACCUCUUGCGAAGAGCUUCCUUUGCCCGCAAACUUAUCAGUUAGUAUCUGCUCGUGCAGAACUCUUCAUUGGUGGCCGUGAAUUGGCAAACAUGUACGAAGAGGAAAACGACCCCGAAGAGCAGAAGCGUAAGCUGCUCGACCAUCGAAACCUCGUCAACAAGGAUGACGGUAGCAUUGCAAUUGAACAUAAUGAGACGCCUGAAGGCGAAGCAGCCGUUGAGGAAGCUCUAGAUGAGCCUUUUGAAGACGAGGACGGCGACGCUGCUCCUCUCGAUCAAAGUUAUGUCAAGGCUCUCGACUAUGGCCUGCCCCCUACGGGCGGCUGGGGAUGUGGUGUUGAGCGUAUGGUCAUGCUAUUUUCUGGUGCCAACCGCAUCAGCGACUGUCUAAGCUUUGGUUCGAUAAGAAAUGUUGUUGGACUCUCAGCAGCAGAGGAGAACAAGGCAAGUCCCGAAGAAGAUAAGAAGCUUGAAGAAGACAAGCAGUCGAGUUCCAAGAGCUCAUGA